This is a messenger RNA of Trichosurus vulpecula (common brushtail), 476 nucleotides long. It is a transcript of the gene ADIRF, whose product is annotated as adipogenesis regulatory factor. The coding region runs from base 98 to 328 and encodes 76 amino acids. NCBI's taxonomy places the organism in Eukaryota, Metazoa, Chordata, Mammalia, Diprotodontia, Phalangeridae. Gene Ontology annotation, biological process: positive regulation of fat cell differentiation. The record is from RefSeq and is a predicted model, not a curated record. Gene Ontology annotation, cellular component: nucleus. The transcript has 3 exons.
CUGGGAAGCAUCUCAACAGGCACGUUCCUCCCAAGUAUCCAGGCCCCGACCCCACCCAAUCUCUCCCGCUGCAGCCCAAUCAGCCAGCCCCUUCGAGAUGGCCAGCAAGAGCUUCCAGAACCUGAAGAAAGAGGCAGAGGGAGCUGCCCAGGAGGCGGCAAAUGCAGCAGCAGAAGCUGCCCAACAGGCUGUGGACCAAGCCACAGAGGCAGGACAGAAAGCUGCGGAGCACUUGGUCAAGUCAACCCAGGAGGGCAUCGACAAGACAACAGGUCAGGCUGCAGAAGCCAUUUCCGGCUUUGGGAAGAAAUAUGUGUUCCAAAAGUGAUUACCUAUGCAAAGAAGAAAAGGAGUAACCCCUCUCCUCAAUCCCCAAUCCCCACCUCUUCGUCAUGGCCUCAAUUUGGAAAUACCCCAUGGGGUGUGAUCUCUUAUUAAAAUGAAUUCCUCUCAUAUGGAGAGAGAAGAACCCCAAA